Molecule: messenger RNA, 2068 nt
Organism: Ictalurus punctatus (channel catfish)
Lineage: Eukaryota; Metazoa; Chordata; Actinopteri; Siluriformes; Ictaluridae
Gene: ivd
Product: isovaleryl-CoA dehydrogenase
Exons: 12
Coding region: 145-1395 (416 amino acids)
Biological process (GO): L-leucine catabolic process
Cellular component (GO): mitochondrion
Molecular function (GO): 3-methylbutanoyl-CoA dehydrogenase activity; flavin adenine dinucleotide binding
Source: RefSeq, a predicted model, not a curated record
UGAAGUGUCAAGUGUUCACAUUAUAACCGAAGAAGAAGUGACCUCUCCGUGUGCAGUUAAAUAAGUCGUCGGUGUGUUUGUACCGACACUUUAUUUUUGAAAAAAAAAAAAAAUCUUAUUAACAUUGCGGUUUUUGGCAUUAAAAUGUUUGCAGCCAGAGGAGUGUUGCGGCUCGCACAGAGGUUGGGCGGUGUUAGUGUGUCGCGGCGGGGAUGUGCCGGUGCUGUUCCCCUGGACGACGUCGUAAACGGACUUACAGAUGAGCAGAUUCAGCUCAGACAGACGGUUCAGCGGUUCUGUCAGGAAAAGCUUGCGCCCUAUGCUGACGAAAUAGACAAGGCAAAUGAGUUUCCACGCAUGAGAGAGUUUUGGAAAGAGGCAGGUGAACUUGGAUUGCUUGGGAUCACAGCUCCAGUGGAGUAUGGUGGCACAGGAUUAGGCUAUCUUGAUCAUGUAAUAGUGAUGGAGGAGAUAUCACGGGUGUCAGGAGCAGUUGGCCUCAGCUACGGCGCACAUUCCAACCUCUGUGUCAAUCAGCUUGUGCGCCAUGGCAACCAUAAACAGAAAGAGAAGUACCUCUCGAAGUUAAUUACAGGAGAACAUGUAGGAGCCCUGGCCAUGAGUGAGUCCAACUCUGGCUCUGAUGUAGUAUCCAUGAAAAUGACAGCAAGAAAAGAGGGUGACCACUAUGUGUUGAACGGUACUAAAUUCUGGAUUACCAAUGGACCCGAUGCGGACGUUCUCAUUGUGUACGCGAAAACCGACGUAAAUGCAGUUGCACGUGGAAUCUCCGCUUUUAUUGUAGAAAAGGGAAUGCCUGGUUUCAGUACUGCACAGAAGCUGGAUAAGUUGGGAAUGAGAGGCUCCAACACGUGUGAGCUCGUCUUUGAAGACUGCAAGGUUCCAGAGAAGAACAUGCUGGGACCGUUGAAUAAAGGAGUGUACGUACUGAUGAGUGGACUUGACCUGGAGAGGCUUGUGCUCUCGGCUGGGCCUAUUGGCAUUAUGCAAGCUGUGCUCGACCACGCUAUUCCUUAUCUGCAUGUCCGUGAAGCAUUUGGGCAGAAGAUUGGCCACUUCCAGCUGAUGCAAGGAAAGAUGGCGGACAUGUACACCCGACUUACUUCGUGUCGGCAGUACGUGUAUAAUGUGGCCCGUGCGUGUGACAAAGGCCACUUCAGUGCCUUGGACUGUGCUGGGAUAAUCCUUUAUUCUGCUGAGAACGCGACUCAGGUUGCCUUGGACGGGAUUCAGUGCCUGGGUGGAAACGGUUACAUUAAUGAUUACCCAAUGGGCCGCUUCCUGCGAGAUGCUAAGCUCUACGAGAUUGGCGCAGGCACCAGCGAGGUCCGAAGGAUGAUUAUUGGCAGGGGCUUCAAUGCCAUGUUCAAAUAAGACUGCAUCCGAACAGGAAUCUGCUCGAUGCCUUUCACAAAUUUCUGUUAUAUUACAAUAUACACGGAUUAAGCAAGGAGAUAAACUUGUCAGAUGAAUGCUUUAGAGGGUGCUAUACAACAGAACAGAUAUUGAAGACUGUUCUGCAUAUACAUUUAAUUCCAGAAGGGGAAACUUCAUGAACCAUUAAUAAUCCCAGUCUUCACAUAGUAUGUGUUGUAAGCCUAGCAGCGCUAAAUGCAUUGCUGGACAUUCUAAACGAAUGUUCUUGAAAAAUUAUAUGCUAUAAAGCAGAUUUAUCACACUCACGCCAGAAUGUAUGUGAUUUAAACAAAAGCACUAAAACAAAUCUGUAAAAUCUUUUUUUUGUUUGUUUGUUUUUUGUCUGUACACCUUGUAUGAUGCUCUAUUAUAUAUGAAUGGGUUUUUUGUGGUGUCUUUUCAAUACAAUUGUUAGUUGCAAAGUAUUUUGUAUGUCAUAGUGUCUUUAAUAAAUGCCUUAAAGAAAUCCUGUUAGACAUUUUAUUUAAAGCCAAAUAGGCUACUGUUUUGUGGCAAAAAGGAGUUUUGCUCAUUGAAAUGUGCUCUCUGAGCAUAACGUGUAUAAAUCAUUCAGCACAAUUCAAUAACCAUGACUCACUUUGUUGUAGAAUUAAAAGAAAUUUGAACUGUC